AUGGCCGCGAAGUCGGAUGGCCAGGCUGCCGCCGCGCCCCGUUGCUCCUCGCCCGCGCCCCUCCUGCGCCGGGAAGGCUCCGAGGCGGGCAGUCUCCCGCGGGGGGCCAGACGGGCACCGGGCAGCCCGGCCACCGCCUCCUCCUGCUCCUCCGUCCCGCCGCCUCCCUUUCUUCCUCCUCUUCCUCCUCCUCCUCCUCCGACCGCGCUGCCGGUGCCGGUGCCCGGGCCGCGGGGCCGCGCCUACAGCCUGCGGGAUUGUUGCUGGGUGCUGGGCGCCUUGCUGGUCUUCUUCUCGGACGGCGCCAGCGACCUGUGGCUGGCGGCCGAUUACUACCUGCGGGGCCACUACUGGUGGUUCGGGCUGACGCUGCUCUUCGUGCUGCUCCCGUCGCUGGUGGUCCAGCUGCUCAGCUUCAGGUGGUUCGUCUACGACUUCGCCGCCGCGCCCGCCGCCGCCGCCGCCGCCUUCAGCACCAAGGACAGCGCCGCCGCCGCCUCGGCCGCCGCCGCCGCCGCCUCGGCCGCCGCCGCGCCCCGCCUGGGCUGCUGCCGCCUCUGUGUCUGGAUCCUGCAGGCCCUCAUUCACCUGCUCCAGCUCGGCCAGGUCUGGAGGUACCUGAGGACCCUCUACCUGGGUCUCCAGAGCCGGUGGCAGUCUGAGCAUCGCCAGCGCCAUUUUUACUGGAGGAUGAUGUUCGAAUGUGCCGACGUCAGCAUGUUGCGCCUCCUGGAGACCUUCCUCAAGAGCGCCCCCCAACUGGUGCUGCAGCUGAGCAUCAUGGUGCAACAGAAGUGGAUUUACCCUCUGCAGGGUCUCUCAGCUUCUGCCUCGCUGGUGUCUCUGGCGUGGACCUUGGCCUCUUACCAAAAGGUGCUCCGGGAUUCCCGGGAAGACAAGAUGCCCAUGUCCUACAAAGGUGCCAUGGUCCAAGUCCUGUGGCACCUCUUCACCAUUGCCGCCCGAGCCAUCGCCUUUGCUCUCUUCGCCUCCGUCUUUCAGCUCUACUUCGGCAUCUUCAUCGUUACCCAUUGGUGCAUCAUGACCUUCUGGAUCAUCCAAGGUGAGACGGAUUUCUGCAUGUCCAAGUGGGAGGAGAUCAUCUACAACAUGGUGGUGGGCAUCAUCUACAUCUUCUGCUGGUUCAACGUCAAGGAAGGCCGCAGCCGUUGCCGCAUGUCCAUCUACUACGUCAUCACCCUGCUGGAGAAUGCCGCGCUGACGGGCCUCUGGUACUGGUUCCGUGAACAGUACCUGAUCUCCGAAUUCUACGCCUUGAUCAUCGUCUGCGUGGUGGCCUCCAGCUUCGCUUUGGGAGUCUUCUUCAUGUUCAUCUACUACUGCCUCUUGCAUCCCAGUGGAACCAUUUUUGGGGCCCAGAACGCUGGCUGCCUCUGCGGGGAAGAGUCUACCGCCGUACCCCGGGCUACGGCGCCUCCACCGGACGUCAUCACCAGUCCACCACGUUCCUUGCCAAGGACUACAGACCGAGAGGGGAUACCGGGGGACAGAGACAGCUGCGGGCCGGUCUUUCAGGUCAGGCCCAGCAUGCCUUCCACCCCCAUAGCCCGGGUCCCACGGACAGAGGGGCCUGUUAUUCGCAUUGAUUUGCCACGGAAGAAGUACCCCGCCUGGGACGCCCAUUUCAUAGACAGGCGUCUCCGUAAGACCAUCCUAGCUCUUGAGUACACCUCUCCGGCCACGCCGCGCUUGCAGUAUCGCAGCAUGGGGGCAUCACAGGAGCUGUUGGAAUAUGAGACCACUGUGUGAGCUGGCCAGGAGGGACCCUUCCAGGGCUCGUGGGCUGAACCGGGGUCCAAGCAGCCCAAGUGAGCAGGCCUUGGGACCGUCCCGGUCCGUUUUGGGUGGGAUGGCAGGAGUGGAAGUCCAGGAAGCAUCAGGAUAUCCCAUUCCCAUGUUGCGAUAUUCGGUUUAAUUUCUCCUUCACACGAUAUACGGACUGCUCGUGGCUCCCCGUGCAAUGGUGGUCAACUGGUGCUAUUUGCUGUUCUCUCAGCUCACUGUCUGGGCUAUGCAUUGGGUGGGUUGUGAACCCCCUCCUCCAUCCCUGUGGGCAGGGCCCCUGUUUGUCCUCCUCCCGAGUUGUGUUCCAGGAGGGACCCUCGUUCCCAGCCAAGCCUCUC
Molecule: messenger RNA, 2144 nt
Organism: Ahaetulla prasina
Lineage: Eukaryota; Metazoa; Chordata; Lepidosauria; Squamata; Colubridae
Gene: XKR7
Product: XK related 7
Exons: 3
Coding region: 1-1770 (589 amino acids)
Biological process (GO): engulfment of apoptotic cell; apoptotic process involved in development; phosphatidylserine exposure on apoptotic cell surface
Cellular component (GO): plasma membrane
Source: RefSeq, a predicted model, not a curated record